AUGACGAUUCCAGAUGCCACUAUUAUGAAAAAUUCUUUCAAACCACCUCCAAAAAAUGGGCAGAUGGGAGUCGGUGUGGACCAACGUGAGUUGGAACUAAGGAAAGCAACUGGUAAAAAGUGCCGUCAUAUAAAAUCUAAAAACUAUACACUUCUAAUGACAUGCAAUAAAACGUCAACUUUUCUUCUUUCUUCUCUGAUUAUUGAUUUUGGUUCCAGAAAACUUGAAGAGCCAAAUAAGUACACAGGAGACCGUUUGGACUACGAUACAAAUUGUGAUGACUACAACUAUCCCGAUGAGGAAUUGCCUGUUCUCAGACGCAAAAUGCGCCGACCAAAACUUCGAUGUUCAACAAAAACUCCGUGCCAUAGCGGUCCACUUCCUCGCGGAGACCAUUUUCAACCACAGUCGACGCCAUUACCACCUAUACCUCAGCAACCAUCUCCGCUACCGUUAGUGGCACCACCAACUCAGGCGAACACUCCGCAGGUACCUGUAGGAAUCUUACCACCACAUAUACCCCUACCCGUACCUCUCACACCGGCUCCACCUUUUCAGAUGAUCCAAAUGGAGGAAUCCACACCGGAAACAUGUCAACAAAUGCUGCGCCUAGCUACAGCCUUUGGUAUCGCCGACAUAUCUUCGUAUGCUCGGGAAUGUUGCUUCUUCUAA
Cylicocyclus nassatus is the source of this 672-nucleotide messenger RNA. The record is from the annotation of a GenBank genome assembly. NCBI's taxonomy places the organism in Eukaryota, Metazoa, Nematoda, Chromadorea, Rhabditida, Strongylidae.